This is a messenger RNA of Protopolystoma xenopodis, 294 nucleotides long. NCBI's taxonomy places the organism in Eukaryota, Metazoa, Platyhelminthes, Monogenea, Polystomatidea, Polystomatidae. The record is from the annotation of a GenBank genome assembly.
AUGCCUCGUCGCCCGCCAGAGUCAAAAACAACCCCAGAUGGUGUUUUGUUGCAAUCCUCUGGCGGUUUCGACAUGAAAGCAGGCCAUUUUGUCACUUCGUCAGAGGCAGAUUUGCCAUUAAGCUUCUUUCUGGUCGUCUUGGCAGCACAAAAGCGCAGCCAACUUUACAAGCACCAAAAGUGCCCUGUCAACGAGAUCUGCGCUGGUUUGCAUCCGGCCGAGUCGCACUUGCAUUCUGGGCCUCAAAGCCUGCAAUUCUUCAUCUUCCGUUCAGCUGAUGACGUCUCGUCCUAG